This is a messenger RNA of Sceloporus undulatus (fence lizard), 1149 nucleotides long. RefSeq names its product outer dense fiber of sperm tails 1 (gene ODF1). The transcript is spliced from 2 exons. The coding region runs from base 109 to 723 and encodes 204 amino acids. Lineage: Eukaryota; Metazoa; Chordata; Lepidosauria; Squamata; Phrynosomatidae. The record is from RefSeq and is a predicted model, not a curated record. Gene Ontology annotation, cellular component: outer dense fiber.
UCAGUAAUGCAGACUUCUGGCCAGGGCUUGCAAGAGCAAUUUUUUUCCUGACGAGUGCCCUUUUUUCAAAGGCUGUACUCGUAUGCUAAUAUGGUUUAGUGCUUUGCAAUGGCAACCCUCUGUAACGCUUUGGAGGCUGUGAGGCGAGAUUUAAGGCGAAAGGAUAGAGAAAUAAAGAGGCGUUUAAGACUGAUAGAUAUGCACUGCUGCCAUCGAUACUGUGACAUACACACCAGCUGCCUCUGCGAUAUCAAUCUUCAUCCACAUUGUUGCUGUCUUCUCCAUCCAUACCCACAUUGCAUGUGUGACAUCCUGUGCUGUCGGCCUUGUCCACCCAUCUGCCUCACAUCUUUGGAGCGGAAGGCAAUUAGAGCUAAGAUAGAAGCUGAGCAAGAACUGGCCAGGAUUCGAAGAAGGGUUACCAAGAUGCUAACAACAUGUACUCGCCCAAAGCUUUUAGCUUUAAUGGAUGUUAAGGGGUUUGACCCGGAAGAUAUUACAGUGAAAGUGCAAGAUGGGAAGGUUAAAGUUUCGGCAGAACAUGAAGAAGAAUUUAAGACUUGUCGAGGGAAGGAAUACAACUACUCCACUGUCACCAAAGAGAUCUGCUUGCCGCCAGGAGUGUCUGAGAAAGAAGUAACUUACACCAUUGGGCCCACCAGCCUUGUGAGAAUAGAAUCACCUGGCUCCGUGCCUCCAUGCCUCCUUAGUCUGCUGGAAUGAUCAGCUCUGGUAGCUGCACAGUCUAAGGGUGCAAAACAUCCAGGGAUCCUCAGGACUACUACUGCACUUUUUUCCAACAGCCCCACCUCCUUUAGCCAUUGUUAGCAACUUUGUUAAACUUCUUCCAACAAUGACAGUGCCGCACAUCUUCUGGUUUUACUGCAAUCUAUGUACAGUAUUUAUUUUUUAGGUUUAUUGGUUUAUUUAGCUAGUUGUUUUUUUUAAGAGUUUCUUGUUAAUAUGUCGUUGCAGCUAUUUAAAAGAAGAGUGGGGGAGGUUAGGGGGUUGUAAUAGCAGCCUUGGGGUGCACCUACACUGUAGAAAUUAUGCAGUUUGACACCAUCUUCAGUGCUGCAGCUCCUCCUAUGGAAUCUUGGGAUUUGUAGUUUUACGAGGCUUCUAGCCUUCUCUGCCAAAGCGUGCUGG